Molecule: messenger RNA, 827 nt
Organism: Mytilus californianus (California mussel)
Lineage: Eukaryota; Metazoa; Mollusca; Bivalvia; Mytilida; Mytilidae
Exons: 8
Coding region: 94-729 (211 amino acids)
Source: RefSeq, a predicted model, not a curated record
UUAACGAAGUGGAAACUAUAUAAAGAUUAAGAAGGAUUGUAGUUCACUUAAAACUUCCCUUUUUAACGAUAUCAUCAUUUUAUACCACAUAGAAUGAAAACCACGAGAAUGCACAAACUGUCUGACAUUACUCUUAGUAUGUGGUUUGUGUCUGUUAUCAUGAUCAUGCAAGGAACUGAAGCUGAGGGUUGUUCUACUAAACAAAUAAAAUCAUGCGCCUCCGCCUACAGCAGUGCAUUAGCAGAGUCAGCGGCGGUGGGAGACAGGGAGACAAUAUGCAGUAUAGUAAAUAUCUAUCUGGAAUGUUUAAAUACAUAUUUUUCUGACUGCAAUUUGGAUGCAGGUCAGGCCAUCGACAGUGCCAAAAAGUCUUUAUCCCAGUACGGUUGUGAGUAUUUGACAUCCUCAUUGUCGGCUGAAGAAGCGGAAGCACAGAGUUGUUCUGCUCCAAAAAUGCAAUCUUGCGUCUCAUCCUUAGGGAGCUUAAUAACACAGGCAGCGUUAGACAAGGAGAAAAUAUGCAGUGCAGGGAAUAUCUAUCUGGAAUGUGUUACUAAAGUUGUAACUGACUGCAGUUUGGAUGUAGGUCAGACCUUAAUCAAAGCAAAACAGGUCCUAUCCCAGUUCGGCUGUGUUAGUGAUAGUGGUGCUGGAAGUCUUGUGAUCAACUUGGUUACCUUGGGGUUAGGACUUGCAUUUUAUAAACUCUUGUUGUACCUUAUUGUAUAACUAAAUACACAACGAAAAUCAUGGCGCCAAGAAUGAAUGGACUUAUAUCAAUGAUAAUUUUCAAACAUGCAAAAUAGAUUAAACAAAAUCUCACAUGA